Molecule: messenger RNA, 993 nt
Organism: Vigna umbellata (rice bean)
Lineage: Eukaryota; Viridiplantae; Streptophyta; Magnoliopsida; Fabales; Fabaceae
Source: RefSeq, a predicted model, not a curated record
AUGGAGAGAAUUUAUGAUGCCAAGAGGUGCCCAGAUGAAAAUCGCUUGGCAUUCACUGAAUAUUUACUGACUGGUGAGGCCAGCCACUGGUGGACGAGCAUGAAGGCUAUUUUGGCGGACGCUCACAGUCCCAUCUCUUGGGCAGUUUUCAGAAGUAAAUUCUAUGAAGAAUACUUCCCAGACAACGUUCGUUACGCCAAGGAAGUGGAGUUCCUUCAACUGGUACAAGGUGGGAAGUCUGUAUCGGAGUAUACCAACACGUUCAAGCAUUUAUUGAGGUUCAAUACUAUGGCCACCAGUGAAGAGUGGCAGUAUCGGAAAUUCGAGAAUGGGUUAAGGAGUGAUCUGAAAGUGCUGAUAUCCAGCCUUUUUAUUAAGUCUUUUCCCUCAAUGGUUGAGAGAGCCAAAGUGUUGGAGAAGAAUGUGGCUGAAGUGGAGCAACAGAAGAAGCAACAAGCAGCACGGGGACUGAAUCUGGCAAGGAAUAAACUAAAUCGGAAUAGGACGUCGUACGCUCGUGUAGCACAGCCAUUGAAUUCAAGUGGAUCACAAGCUAUGGUUGUGGCCGGACAGUCUGGGCAGCAUGGAGCGGUCAGAUGUUUUCGGUGUGGGGGACCUCAUUACAAGUCGUCAUGCCCUCAGUUGGUUGGAGGAAAAUAUUGCACUCGCUGCAGAAGGAACGGACAUUUGGACAGCGAGUGUAAUAUGGGAGGACGAGCAGUCAUGCGACCACCAAAUGCUGGAAGAGUUCAACAAGGAAGGGGUGGUCGAGCGCAGGCAGGGAGACGAGUGUAUGCAAUAACGAGCGUUGAAGCAGCAAGUUCAGGUACCCUUAUCAUCAGUACAUGCUUACUAUAUGGACAAUCUUGCUGUGUGUUAUUUGAUUUGGGGGCAACAUAUUCCUUCAUCUCGAAGGCGUGCGUUGAGAAACUGGGAUUGACUAAGAGCGAGAUGCAGUUCGACUUGGUGGUGUCAACCCCAACGGCUAGUGAG